GUAGUACGUACAAUGACCAUGUCCGUGGGCAUAUGGCGUAUCGCAAGGUAUCAGAGGUUACAUCAAAACAGCGGUCAUGACACCUGUAACUUGUGAUUACUCUCAGGUUUCUCUCUACAAAUGCACAGUGUACGCGUAUUAUAAUUAACGUAACGACGGUAAGCUUCGUACAUGUUAAUGUAGCGAUGCUUGCAUAAUUGAUGUUAGCGAAUAUUACAUUGAAACCGCGAGCUUUUCGAGAUGUCGCGCACGAAAACGGAGAGAAACGGGAACGGAGCCAAAUGCGAGGUUAGCGUAUGGACACGUGCGAUUACGGCCAACUCCGAGUGGCCGGAUAAGGAGGAAUUUCUCGAUGUAAUAUAUUGGGCAAGACAAGCGAUCGGUAUUAUCGUUGGUAUCGGUUGGGGCCUUAUACCUCUAAAAGGUUUCAUAGCUCUAUUGUUAUUCGUAGUAGUCAAUGCAGGAAUUACAUAUUUAUAUUUUAGCAGUUUCCAACAAAUUGACGAGGAAGAAUAUGGUGGUAUGUGGGAAUUGACAAAGGAAGGAUUUAUGACUUCAUUUGCUGGUUUUCUGGUAACCUGGAUUAUUAUAUACUCAGGAUUGCAUUUUGAUUAAUUUACAUAACAAAUUAUGAAUAAAAAGCAAUAGCUUUUUCAUAUGGAUCAUCGCCGCUGCCAAAUUCAUUAUAUGUAUGCAAUAGUCAUUUCCUCGCAAUAGAUAUUGUAUACUGACAUCUCGUAUAUUGUUACAUAUUGUUACAUAUAAAUAUGAUUUAUCUACAUAAAAACAGGAUCUCCU
Messenger RNA from Pogonomyrmex barbatus (red harvester ant), 798 nucleotides. Its product is annotated as GEL complex subunit OPTI. NCBI's taxonomy places the organism in Eukaryota, Metazoa, Arthropoda, Insecta, Hymenoptera, Formicidae. The record is from RefSeq and is a predicted model, not a curated record. Gene Ontology annotation, biological process: mitochondrial respirasome assembly.